AAUUAUAGAAAGUUACAUUUAAAAUUUAAAAUUAAAUAUAUGUUUAGGUUGUAUUAAAAAUAAAAUUUUAUCAAACAUGUUAGUAAAAAAAGUAAAACUUUUACAACUGUUUACUUAUGAAGUAUUAAUUAAUGUAUUUAAAAAUCGGAACGCUAAUUUUUUUUUCUCUGUUAAUGGUCGACCAAAUAUUACCACAAUAUCUAAAGUUGAAUUAAAGAAAAUAUUAUGUUUUACUAUGCCUUUUUUUGGUUACACUGCUACUCAAGAAAAUACUCAAUCUAAUAUUGAUAAAAAACCUAAUAUUAAAGAUAAGCUUGCAGAAGCUGAUAGAUUAUUUUUAGAAGACAAGUAUGAAGAUGUUGUUAAUAUACUAGAAGAGUAUAAAAACUUAAAUGACGAACAAGUUCUUUGGCGCAUUGGUAGAGCUUAUUAUAAUAUGAGUCGAUGCGAAAAAAAUUGUGGAGAUAAACGCAAGAACUUGAUAAUGAAUGCACAUGAAUUAAUAAAAAAGGCUCUUUCCAUUAAUCCAAAUAUUUUUGAAGUUCAAAAGUGGGCAGCUGUUUUGAUUGAUGAAUAUUGUAGUAUUAUUGGAAUUAAAGAAAGGAUAAAAUCUUUGGAGAUAGUAAAAUCUCAUAUGGAGAGAGCUUUAGAACUGAAUCCAAAAGAUCCAACUAUACGAUACAUGAUUGGUUAUUGGUGUUACUCUGUUGCGGAUAUGCCUUGGUAUCAACGUCAAAUUGCAUCCUCUAUAUUUGGGGCCACAUUACCUACAGCUACUUAUGAAGAAGCACUAGAACACUUCAAAAGUGCUGAAACAUUACAACCACUAUUUUAUAGUAAAAAUCUUUUGAUGUUGGGAAAGACUCUUUUGAAGAUGGAAUCCAAAUUUAGUGCUGAGUAUUAUUUAAAAAUGGUGACACAGUAUCCAGCUAAAACAGUUGACGAUCUAGAGGCAAAAAAAGAAGCAGAUAAAAUUCUGAAAUCAUCAUUUGGUUAUUAUUGAAUAGUAAAAUACAAUUUAUUUGUCUCGGAUUUUUAUUAAAUAAGAUUAUAUAUAGUUAAUUAGUUAUGACAAUUUUCAUUCUAGAAAGAAUAAUAAUUUUUAUAAGUAUCUUAUUGCUGAAUAAUUUUAGUUUAUAGUUCAUAUAAUGAUCAAUAUAUCAUUUUUUAUUUAAAUCAAUAAAUUUUGAUAUUAAUUUAGUUAAUUAUAGUAAGACUAGUUAAUUGGUUUAAGAAUAUUACAUAUAAUUCUAAUAUGCAUAUGGUUAUGAUUUUACUGAACACUGGGUUGGCAUAAUCAUAUGUUUUACAUUAUAAUAUUUGGUUUAUAAAUCUAAAAUAAUUGGAAAAGUGACACUCUUUAUUAAAAUAUUUUGCAUUUAUUUUAAUUUGUCAGGUUUAUAAAAAAUAGUUGUUAAUAUUUAUUAUUAUUCUUAUUAUUAUUUUAUAACUGAUUAAACAUUUUUUUUGCCUGUUAACAU
This is a messenger RNA of Daktulosphaira vitifoliae (grape phylloxera), 1481 nucleotides long. RefSeq names its product regulator of microtubule dynamics protein 1-like. Lineage: Eukaryota; Metazoa; Arthropoda; Insecta; Hemiptera; Phylloxeridae. Gene Ontology annotation, cellular component: mitotic spindle pole; spindle microtubule; cytoplasm. The coding region runs from base 77 to 1003 and encodes 308 amino acids. Gene Ontology annotation, molecular function: microtubule binding. The transcript is spliced from 7 exons. The record is from RefSeq and is a predicted model, not a curated record.